AUGCACCUCGUGCAGCACGGCGUCACACCCACCAUGGAGGAAGUCCAGAAGGCGACCCAAGAGUUCAGGCUGGAGCAGGCCAGAUUGGCCGUAGAAGCUGAAGGAGUCAUGGGGCACCCAGAGCCGAAGGUCGCGCCAGUGGAGCACGAAUUACGGAUGUAUGCUCAUGACAUCCUGAAGCCCCACCACGACAAGGACUAUCGGGCCCUGGCGGUUUUCCCGUUGGCUGCGUUGGAGGAGAUGCGCAUCAUCGUGGUGCGGGUAGACUACAAGGGCGACCUGCUGAUUGAGACCGUGACCGGAAGCCAAUGGACCAAGCUGGACAUGUGGGUGAUGAUCUCCAAGGGCCACAUGACGUUGCUGCAACCACCCUCGCCCGAGGACGGCAAGAAGCUGUUGGAGAAGGAGGAGGUCUACAACACCCCGUGUUUGGGGUUCCGAUACUUCUGGCACCAGCGGCAUGACCAAGCAAAAACCGCCCCUGGGGUGGUUUCGUGCCGGCACUGUCGCACUCGGAAAGGGGGUGGUGGCGACGACCCAGAGCCGACAGGGUGUUUGAGGAAAACCACCUGCCUGCCAGCCUUGUCCCAGGUUUUUGCUGGAGGGGGCCAAAUGGUUCGACCGGUACAUGAUGCCGGAGGACGGAAGGGCCUGGUGCUGCAGGAGUACUUCGCUGGCCAUGGAGUCAUCACGAAAGGCUGGCGCGCAGCGAAUCAAACGGCCCUGGAGCCCAUCGAGCUCUACGCACAACCGCAUCAGCAACUCGGACCACGUCCAGAUCAUGAUCUGUCCGACCCGCACCGCCAGGAGUACUUCAUCAGCCGGCUGAAGGCACAGGACUCAAAUGUGCAGUGGAUUGCAAGCCCAUGUACGAGCUUCUGCGAUUGGUGUCUGCAGAACGGAGGGACUCGAACAUUCCAGAACCCUGCCGGGCAACCAACAGCCAAGGAACAGAUUGGCAAUGCUUUGUCGGAAUAUGGCGCGAGGGUGUUUGAGACUUCUCUCCUGCAAGGUGGCUUCCCUAUUGCCGAAAGCUCUGGCACAUCGGGCAGGUAUCCCAAGCAAUGGCACUUACCUCAAUGGCGCCGUUUGCUGCAACGCCCGGACGUCGACUUCAUUGAGAUCGACAUGUGUGCCUUUGGUUUGGGGCCACCAGACAUGCCGGGCCACUUCUACCGUCAUCGUACCGGGUUGGCCUUCCCUCAUCAUCCCCCUCUACGGCAAGCUUUGCUCCGCCUCUGCCCUGGUGUUUCAGGAACUCACCAGCAUAUCCCCCUGAAGGGCAAUCGACCAGGGGUGCAGGUGUCGCGGUGCACGGAAGCUGGCGUCUAUGCGGAGGCCUUCGUCCGGACUGUCGUCGAGACCCUGGUGCACACCUUGGAGGAGCCCGUGGUCGACGAGGGUGGCCAGGCCGGUCUCGAGGACUUUGAGUACCUGAAUGAAGAUGAACUCCAGCAAGUCGCUGGGAUGGCCGUGGACGAGGCGCUCGGGGUGUGGAAUGGUGUCGAGGUCAACAAUCCACAACGGGACGAACCUGAAGGAGAGGUGGUUGAGGAUGAGGAGGACUUUGAAGGGGAGGACACCACUGAGCCAUGCCCUGAGACUGAAGGCGAACCCAGCACGAGAAUUGUGUGGCAGGACUGGGGCUCCGAAACCGCAUGGAAGUGGACGCGGAAAGGGGCUAUGCGUGGGUCCAUACGAACGAGGCAAGGAAUGAUCUGGUGGUCCCAGAGGAGCUGCCCUACCCGUACUGGCCGCAUCGAUUCCACAGUGAAAGAUACACCCGAUGUGAAACCCGAGACGAGUGGGGUCGUCUUCAAGUGGCCGAGGUCUAUGAUGACUGGAGGGUCCAAGGGAGAGGUCCCUUGGGUUGAGCUGCCUGUGGAUGGCCCCGGGGGCCCCGAUGCCGGUGGAGGAGGUGAAGAUCCAGGGGGCGGUGAUGAUGACUGGCACGAGGGCAGGGCAGGAGGCAACAGCUGGACCGACUUUGAGAAGGAGGGCAUCUCGGGCAAGGCGGCUACGGCGGCUUUGGGCUACAUCCAGGAGGUUGACAAGAUCCAAGGAAACGGGGCUCAGGACUGGCAAGCCGUGCGAGAACGGGGAGAUCUGCUGUUGGACCUGACAGGCUCAGUUGAGAAGGCAGCGAUGGCACUUUGGGUGGCGCGGGAGCAGUUGGGCCGGAACAAUUUGCAAGGGGCCGAUAGUGAGGAGCUCACGAAGUUGUUGCAUCCAGAUCAUUUGGCCUACCUUCGAGAUAUCCGAGCUCAAGGCAUGCCCGCCAGGUACCAAGGGCAGAGGGAGCGAGUGACGACCCGACCACACCCGCGGGCGAGGGCAGAUAUGGGCCAAGUGUACGUCCAGUUGAUGAAGGACAUCGCAAAGCACCGAGUUCUGGUCGCCUCAGCGAGCCAUUCAGCCCUGAAGCAUACGGUCUCCUCACCCUUUGAACUGGUUCCCAAGAUGCUACCGAAUCGGCCCUUGUCAACCGAAGCUAGGCUGGUGCAUGAUCAACGGCAGGUCAAUGGAGGAACCCACAAGGAUCUUCACCCGCCUGCGGCACAGCCGACCCAUGAGCAGGUGGCAAGGCGCAUUCUGUGGCUGAAGGCGAGAUACCCCGGCAUCAAGGUCGUUUUGGCAAAGAAAGACGUGGCUGGUGCCUUCAGAUUACUAUGGGUUGAUCCCAGGGAUGUGGAGCUGUUUGCGGGUGACGUCCCAUGGAGGCCAGAGUUGAUGGGACCGGGAGGGUCGGCGGCCAAGUUUCAAGGGCUGGGAGAUCUUACGGUCAUCUACCUGGUCUCGAGCUUUGGGUUCUCGGGCUCCCCGGGCGAAUGGACGGCAUGGGGGCGUGCUACGGAGGAAGUCCACCGCAACCUCCGCCCGAUUGACAGCAGGAGAGAUGGAGAGCUGCACUUCUGCGGGAAGAUCUUGGUCGAUGACAUGGUGCCCGUGAUGGGAUUGAGGCCCUGGGUGUCCAGUGAGGUGUACGAGUGGGCGGUGACGCAACUCCUAGGGGAGAAGGCCAUCAACAAGCUCAAGGAUGCGGAAGAAGGGUGCUACCAGAUUGCAGGUGGUUGUGUGCCCGUUCAGAGACGUGGGCUACGAAGUUUGGGGGGCGACAUCAGAGAGUUGCUCCCGCCUUUGGACCGCUUGGCCUUGCCUGGACAGCAAGGGGAAGGCCCGAUCUUCGUCUCCUCUGACGCUACGCCGGAGGUGGUUGCAGCCAUUGAUUGGACCAAUGGCCUGGCUUGUCGUGAGGAUGUUGAGACCCUGAAGCCAUGGAUUCGGCAGGUUACAGAGGCCGAAGGGCAAGAGGGCGGCAAGCUCGCCAUUCAUUUGGGCGAGAUGCUGAGCUUCGUGGCCUUUGCUUGCAAGGUUGGCCAUUUGUGGGAGGGCAGAGUGGUCGUCUAUGCAGGGGACAACAAGGUCGUCUACUUCUGGAUUACCGGGAGGAAGAGUGGAGUCCGGGAAAAGCAGGCGGACGAGCUUAUGGUGAAGAAGGGUUGGGACAAGCUGGACAUCAAGGAGAGCAUCCACCAGGCCUUGGAGGACACGGAGCGGUUUGGCUUGUGCUUUUUGUCCUGGGCAGAUCAGGAGGACAGAUAUGAGUUGAUGAGGUUGAGGGAACUACGGGUCUUCAGAACCGUCCUCCGACAGCCAGCCGAGCUGAGAGAGGUAGAGGUGGUCGAAUGGACCCCGGGCCAGCGAUUUGUCAAGGACUUCGAAUACUUCACUGGGGGAGCCAGGGAUCCGGAGCACAAGGUCAUAGCAGCCACCAUCGGACCUGACCCGAAAGGAAGGCGAGUGGCGGAGUUCACGGCCUACCUCGACAGUGAGGUCUUUGACAUUGCCGUCUUGGAGGGACCGACCGAGGUGCGAUGGGCGCACCUGGAGCAAUGGGCGAAGAGUGUGGGAUGGAGCUGUGUGUUCCAGGAGUUCCUCACGUCCCAGCUUGGGGAAGCUAUGGUGAGGAGAAGGGUCGCGGGCUUCGUUUUCCCCACGGAAAAGUCCUCAGAGGCGGUCGAGUUUUUGAUGGUGAAGUCGGUUACUCCGCCAGCGAUGGGGUCCUACUUGAAAAAGCUCAAGGAAGGCAAUUGCGUUCAGACCGAACGGUAUGAGGCGGCCAUCAAUGUGGGCCAAGAGGUCAUGCUCCCGGUGGUGACAGCCCAUGCGUGGAUCAGGCAGGACGGAGAGAGGCAGAAUGUCUAUUCCUUGAGUGGACCUUGCCGGUGGCCCCUCACCGACUCCUCAGAGAAGGGCACGCAACGCAUCCUAGUACAGGACAAGACCGCCCCGGUGGGCAAGGUGAGGAGCAUCACGGGCGAGGAGGUGUGGGUGCUGCAGGGCAGGCGCCUGGACGAGUGGAGGAACCUGGUGGAGCUGAUCGGGGAGAAGGAAGCGGAGAAGGAAGGCUGCCGGGCUACAGGCCGUCGAACUGCUCUGAGCCUGAUCAGCACCGCUGCGGAGAUUGUGAAAGAGGGUAAGGAAAGCAAGGCAGGGAUGUGCCUCGACAAGGAGGAUUACAAGUCAUUGGGCAUUUUGCUGCAGUGGCUGAGGAGAUGGCGUCGUGGAGACUUCAGGCGAGCACUACCAGAUCGUAAGGCUGGAGGCCGUGAUGAUCAGAUGCGAUCGGUGUGGUUCUGGGGUGAGGAGUUGUGGCUUGGCGCCCUCGAGGAUGACGAGAUGACCUUCGGAAGCAGUGAGGACCGGAAAUGCGGAGGUCGCCGCAGGAAGGAGGUGAGGCCGGUGGAGGAGACCGGUGCUCGUUUCAUCGACCUCGACCCGGACUUCAAUCCAGAUAUGGAGAUCCAGGCGCAGGUGGAGGAGUGGUUGGAAGCCCACUUGGUGGGUUUAAGGCAGCCAGCACCCAGAAAGCAUAUGCCACCGCUUGGGGCAAAUGGUGUGAUUGGAGCCGACGGCAAGGUCCUGGGCUACCUGGGCUUCUUGGGAUGGCUGAGUACGUCAGUUGCCACGAUGAAGCAGGCAGUGUUCGCCAUCAAGGACGCACGCAAGAGAGCCGGGCAUGGUGACACGACGGUCAAGAUGCACCGUCUUUGGAUCGUUCUCAACUCGCUGGAGAAGAACUCAGUGAAGAAGCCAAGGCGGCUGGGUGUCACGGUCCAGAUGAUCAAGUGGCUUGGCAAACAGAUGGCCUCAGGAGCGGACGCCAUGGGCGAGCUCAAGGUUGACUGCAGGAUGGUGCAUGCAGCGGUGGUCACCGCCUGGUUCUUCAUGCUUCGGGCCAGGGAGUUCUCUGACUCCAGCGGGGUGGAUCAGGAGAUGAUCGAAGUGACCUUGCAGUUCCGCAAGACCAAGGCGGAUCAAGAGGCCUUCGGGACGUGCAAGACGAUGCUGAGGACGGAGGUCGAGUUCGUGUGUGUGGUCACUGCGCUUCACCGACUACGCGAAGUGGCACCGAGGAGGUUUGGGCGGGGCCCAGAGAGUCACAUGCCCUUGUUCCGGUGGGCUUCGGGACCUGUCCUCAAGCGCUUGGAGGUCCAGAACCUUUUGCAGAGAGCGGCACGAGCUCUCGGCUUGCCGGCAGAGCGCUUCCAGUCCCAUUCGCUACGAAUUGGUGGAGCGUCGGCGCUUUACCAAGCCACCGGGGAGAUUGAAGUGGUCAAGAGGACCGGACGAUGGACAUCGUCAGCGGUGCAGCGCUAUCUACACGACUCGGGCGACGUCCUGUCAGGUUUGGCGCGGAAGAUGGCCAAUGUGGACCAGCGCGUGCGGAAGUUUGAUCGCUUGGUGGCGGUCAAUGGUCAAACCAGCGAGCGGGGCAAGGAGGUCUUAGAUCUGGCGAGGUUCGCGGAGGGGGACACCGUCCUCACCUUCCGACGCUCUCAGGUGAACGAAGUGAAGCUCUCUUCCAAUGGUGCGAGCCCUGCAGCGGGCUUGCAGCUCAAAGAGGGGCCAGGCUUUCUGUUGGUCACGGUGAUUGACGCUGGCGCGGCGCAGGAGCACAACGCGACGGCUCCUGUCAUGCGACAGAUUCAACCCGCUGAUUGGAUCAUCGGCGUCAGCGACCUCGAAGGGGCCGGCCGUACGCUGAUGGACAAGGUGAUCAAUGCAGAGAAGGAGUUGACGCUGAAGGUGGCCGUUUGGAGGUGA
Molecule: messenger RNA, 6108 nt
Organism: Durusdinium trenchii
Lineage: Eukaryota; Dinophyceae; Suessiales; Symbiodiniaceae
Source: the annotation of a GenBank genome assembly